AUAUUCACUUUUGAAGUUUCCAACUCAAAUUUGAAGCAUUAUAUUUUUAUUUUUCCAACCUUGUUAAGAAAUUCUAAAUCGGCCGGAUCCACCUCAAAGAUACUUUGGCUGUCAAAGAGUCAACUAAUCUGUAAUCACUAAUUGGCUCUCAAAGAGUCCGUCAACUAUGUAGUUUCUGCUUGACUUUGUGGAAAAACUUGUCAUGAUGGAAGAAUUGACCCAGUCUUCGGCCACUCACAAUUUAGCAUUAUCUUUUUCCCUUUCACACAAUAUUUUCAUCUAACCAGAGACAAUCCAUUUCCAUUCAAACUACUCUGCCAUGGAAUCAGAUUCUGCUAGCAAAAUCUCAAAGGCAUCACUAAGCCUUAAUUUGAAUGAUCAAACGAACUCAAGAAGAAGAAAGCAGCCCAAGUGGUUCAUUACUUUAAUCAUCUUUUUCAUUCUCAUCAUCGUCGCCAUCAUCUCUGUUUUAACGAUGAUUAAGCGAGAUUACGAAUCUGAAUUACCUGCCAAUAACCCAGAAAAGGCAAUCAAAUCCAUUUGCUCGCCGACUCCGUACUACCAGACAUGCUUUAACUACAUGUCUAAUUCCCUCUACAAAAAUAAAAAACUAGGAUCAACAAAAAUCAACUCAUAUCAAAUAUUCUCCAUCUCACUUCAUACCGUAAUCGACGAGCUCCAGAAAGUCAGUUACUCACUCAAAUCGUCCGAUUCCUCUACUGAUCAGUCAACUGUAAGUCACUGCAACUAUCUGUAUUUCAACAAAUCACUGAGUCAAUUGAACAGUUAUUUGGCGAUCGAUGAAGAGAAAAACAUGACUAUGAGAUCUGAAAUGCUUGACUGGCUCCAAACUGAAAGGCCCAAAAUUGCGAGAUGUUUGUAUUCGUUGGAGUUAGACAAGGGAUUGGACACAGAAAACGCGAACAAUUGCUUGAUGAUUCUGGUGAAUAUGAACAGCAUCUCUGAGAUGCUUAAUCCAUCCAUUAACUUUUUCACUUCAGAUCCAUUUCGAAGCUCGGGGAGAAGUAUCGUCGCUUUACUUUUCUCGGAUCGAGAAUUCGUGGAUACAGUGUGUAUUUUUGGCGUGCAGUUUAUUUUCUUGCUGUUUUUGGUUUGUAUUCUUUUACGUGUUUGGUGAUAAAUAAGCUGAUUAUUCAAAUUAUAA
This is a messenger RNA of Solanum stenotomum, 1165 nucleotides long. RefSeq lists its product as uncharacterized. NCBI's taxonomy places the organism in Eukaryota, Viridiplantae, Streptophyta, Magnoliopsida, Solanales, Solanaceae. Bases 320 to 1138 code for a protein of 272 amino acids. The record is from RefSeq and is a predicted model, not a curated record. The transcript has a single exon.